Molecule: messenger RNA, 1458 nt
Organism: Aspergillus aculeatus ATCC 16872
Lineage: Eukaryota; Fungi; Ascomycota; Eurotiomycetes; Eurotiales; Aspergillaceae
Product: E3 ubiquitin-protein ligase
Exons: 3
Coding region: 166-1458 (430 amino acids)
Biological process (GO): ubiquitin-dependent protein catabolic process; positive regulation of proteasomal ubiquitin-dependent protein catabolic process; protein polyubiquitination
Cellular component (GO): ubiquitin ligase complex; cytoplasm
Molecular function (GO): zinc ion binding; ubiquitin protein ligase activity; ubiquitin conjugating enzyme binding
Source: RefSeq, a predicted model, not a curated record
GAACACAACUCAAACUCACCGUCCUUUUUCUUGCAUCUGUCUGUCUUCUGCUUUUUCAUCUUUCUUCUUCGCCUUUCAUCCUCACUUCUUCUUUCAACCUUUUUCAGCGCGCAAAGCAACUUGCUUCUCUCUCCUCAAAAUCCCACCAACAGCACCUUAAACAGUAUGGAUGAAGCUUCCGCACAACUUAUCCUGAGUUUGCUCCACCAAGAUGUGCAGGAGGAGAUCGAAGCCUGCAGGACCAGGAACAACAACAGUGAACCAUCCGAUCAUGAACUUGCUCUGCGCGAAUGGGCAUCCCAGAUCCAACAGUGCGCCACGACCACUCAUGAUAAUCAGGUGGCCCUGAGCAUCGAUCGAGCGACCUACGAUGACCGCGUGGCACUCACCUUAGCUGUACAGGAGGAGAGCCUGGCGCUCGCCGACCGAACGCUCGCUCUUCGAUAUGGAAACCAAGCGCGACAAGGCCAGAACCAGCCAGCCCAGCGUCUAGCCACGCAACAGACCCACGAUGCCACCAGAAUCCUGGCACAGAUAGACGGAGCCGACAUCUCCUCGCUGCUACCCGCCCGCACUACAGCUGCUCUCGGAUACGGCGCUGGGUCGUCUUCCAAUACCGCCGCAAAGCCCCCCUUGGAUGGCAAUGGCACGGCUGAGUGUGUUGCGUGCUUGGAGGAACAGUCCCUGAAGAAUGUGAUGCAGACACCGUGCUCGCAUCGGUACUGUAAGGCUUGUGUAUUACGUCUAUUCAGAGAGGCACUGGCCGACGAGUCGCUUCUGCCGCUCCGUUGCUGCCGUCUGCCGAUUCCUCCAUCGACGCUCCAGGAUCAUCUGGGCCAUCGACAGGCCAAGCAGCUGGAGGACAAGUUGAUUGAGAGGGAAGAUCCGUACAGGACCUACUGCUCCAGAGCGGGCUGCGGGCAGUACUUGAUGCCAUAUCAGGUGCAGGGCUACAUCGGCACAUGCAAGAUUUGUCAACAGGAGACUUGCACUCUCUGUAAACGGCCCGCACAUGCAGGGACCGAGUGCGAGAAUGACCAGAUCGAAGAUCAGACUGUUCUGGACCUUGCAGCUGAGCAGGGAUGGCAGCGCUGUGCGCGAUGCAGCCAUGUCAUCGAGUUGGGAACAGGAUGCAACCAUAUCACGUACGAGUUCUGCUAUGUCUGCGGCUCUACCUGGAAACUGUGCACCUGUGCGAUCUGGGAUGAGACAAGGCUGUUGCUCCGAGCUCGACACGUCGCCGGUCGAGAUCGAGCCGACCCCCCACCCGAGCAGGAAGUUCAACUAGUGGCACAGAACCUCCAGGAAGACCACGAAUGUGACCACGACAACUGGAAGCGUGUCGAAGGCGCUCAUCAUGCCGCUUGCUCGCUUGCGCGCGCUGCAGAUUCAAUCGUCUUUAGUCGGUCUCUGCUGCACUGCACUGGAGCGGAUUUCACUACUGGUGAUAAUUUCUAA